This is a messenger RNA of Cuscuta epithymum, 2269 nucleotides long. NCBI's taxonomy places the organism in Eukaryota, Viridiplantae, Streptophyta, Magnoliopsida, Solanales, Convolvulaceae. The record is from the annotation of a GenBank genome assembly.
AACCUAAGCUAGCUUUAUCAAUAACAUAUACGUACUAUCUAUAAUUUCUAGUUGCUGGGAAAAUAAACAUAUAUAAUUUGAACGUAGAAGCUAGCUAGGCUAGCAUUUCAACGAAGUAAAUGGCCACCACACCAGGCUUCCUCACGGACUGGCCUUGGAGACCACUAGGAACUUUUAAGUACGUGCUAUUGGCUCCAUGGGUAGCACACAGUGUGUAUAGUUUUGUGACAAGUAAGGAGGAGAGUGAAAGGGACUACACAAACUUGUUGGUUUUCCCAUUCCUUCUCUCCCGCAUCCUUCACAACCAGCUCUGGAUCAGCUAUUCCCGUCACCGGACCGGCACCGGAAAAAACCGAAUUCUCGACAAACCUAUCGAGUUUGAUCAAGUUGAUCGUGAAAGCAACUGGGACGAUAAUAUUAUGUUAAGUGGGUUAUUAAUUUAUGUGUUCAACGUUUUGACAUCAAAGGCUUCACAAUUGCCGGCAUGGCGCCUAGACGGCUUACUGAUAACGGUUCUCCUCCAUGCUGGUCCCGUGGAGUUCCUUUAUUAUUGGUUGCAUAGGGCUUUGCACCACCACCAUCUCUACUCCCGCUAUCACUCCCACCACCACUCCUCCAUUGUCACCGAACCUAUUACUUCGGUGAUUCAUCCAUUUGGAGAGCAUUUGGCGUACUUUUUGUUGUUUGCAAUUCCGAUGCUAACAACCGUGUUCAGUGGAACUGCAUCCAACGUUGUCCUUUUUGGCUACAUUACAUACAUUGAUCUUAUGAACAAUUUGGGACAUUGCAACUUUGAGUUCAUACCUACAUGGCUCUUCUCCAUCUGCCCCCCUCUCAAAUACUUGAUGUAUACACCAUCGUACCAUUCGCUCCAUCACACUCAAUUUCGAACCAAUUAUUCACUUUUCAUGCCAUUUUACGACUACAUGUAUGGGACAAUGGAUAAGUCAACACAUACAUUAUAUGAAACAUCUCUCAAGAAAGAAGAAGAUUCCCCUGAUUUAGUCCACCUCACACAUCUAACAAAUCUAGAAUCUAUAUUCUUUCAAAGGAUUGGGUUUUCGUCUUGGGCAUCCUUUCCCCAGAGACAAAAGUGGUACUUUUGGUUGAUGUCUCCAAUCACAUAUUUUACCAUGAUCAUGAACUGCAUAUACGGUCAAACUUUCAUCGCGGAGAGAAAUGUUUUGGGCAAAAUCAAGUUGCAAUCUUGGGUUAUACCAAAGUACAAAGUUGAGUACCUAGUUAAAUGGCAAUCACAAAUGAUCAUCAACAACUUGAUUGAGAAAGCUAUAUUGGAUGCAGAAGCAAAAGGUGUCAAAGUGUUAAGCUUAGGUCUUCUUAAUCAGAGUGAAGAGCUCAACAACAAUGGAGAGAUUUACAUCCAAAAGCACAAAGAUUUAAAAAUAAAAAUUGUGGAUGGAAGUAGUUUGGCAAAUGCAAUAGUGGUCAACACGAUUCCAAAGGAAACGACAGAGGUUCUUCUUAUAGGAAAACUCACCAAAGCCUGUCUCUCCUUAGCUUCAACAUUAAGCCAAAGUGGCAUCAAGGUUGUUACUUCGUGUAAAGACAAUUACAAGAAGCUUAAGCUCAGAUCUAAUUGCCAAAGUAACUUUGCUUUGUCAGAGAGUUUCACACAAAAGAUAUGGUUAGUUGGAGAAGGACUCACAGAAGAAGAACAAAAUAAGGCAAUGAAGGGAACAUUGUUCAUCCCUAUAUCACAAUUACCUCCCAAGAAAUUCCGUCAUGACUGUUUCUAUCAUUACACUCCAGCAAUGUUAGCCCCACCGUCCCUUCAAAAUAUGCAUACUUGUGAGGUCGAAAUUCAUAUGUGCAGGAUUGGCUACCAAGGAGGGUGAUGAGCGUUGCACGAGUGAGCGGGAUUGUACAUGUUUUAGAAGGAUGGAACGUGCACGAAUUCAGUGGCGAGACAAUGUUGGAUAUUAAUAAAAUAUGGCUAUCCACCCUUAGUCAUGGUUUCCAACCACUCCCAUUGCAUGGACAUUGAUUUAAUGCAGAAUUUCAUCUAAUUUCCUUCACAUGUUUAAUGUUGUACUAUUCCUUUCGAUCAAGUGUGUUAAAAUUUAAAUACAUUAUUAGAACAUAUGUGUGGGAUGGAUCUUAUAUUUCCGGGGCACCUUUUGUGAGAUAAGAACAAUCGAAGUUAAAUGCACUUCAUUAUUAGUUGAAUAUGUACUAUAUUAUCUUUGCAUCUUUUAUUUCAAAAUCAUGUAAUAUUGUAUCAUAGUCAAAGUUCUAUAUAGAUUUUCAC